Molecule: messenger RNA, 1008 nt
Organism: Penicillium soppii
Lineage: Eukaryota; Fungi; Ascomycota; Eurotiomycetes; Eurotiales; Aspergillaceae
Product: phenylacetaldoxime dehydratase family protein
Exons: 1
Coding region: 1-1008 (335 amino acids)
Source: RefSeq, a predicted model, not a curated record
AUGUAUACUGUCAAAUUCGAAAGUGAUGAGCCUUUUGUAUAUUCUGUCUUCGGCAUCCAAUAUCCGACUGGAAAACCAAGCAAAGCCCAGGAAGACCGGACAAAUGAAUUUAACAGCUUGAUCACUGGCUAUCCGUCCCACAUCGACUGUUUAAUGCAAGAUGGUUGUGCGUCUAUUUCCCAUGGAACUACUUUCGUCUGGCUUGCCUACUGGAAGUCCAGCCAAAAUUAUCAGGAUUGGUGGAACCAGAAAGCCGUCUCACACUUUUGGAACAGCCUCCCAAGCGAUUCCGGUAUCUGGAGAGAGAUUCUGACACCUUCACCUCGAAGAAGUCAAUAUGGAACCAGCCAGGAACAUGAGACAGGAAUGGGCCAUUUGGGUUCUCGAGUCUCGCUCGGUGACAAAGCCGGUUACUGGGGAUGUUAUCGAGAUCGGAUGGCUGACUCUGCCACCGAUACGUUCGCAUCACACCUCAACUCGGAGCCGGUUUGCCUCAUGAAAGCUGGAUCAAGACCCAGCUGUCCUGGUCGCGUUCAGAUUACACAUUAUCCUGACAACCUCUGCUUUGUAGUCGAAGGUCAAGAUCACUCUGCCCUCUCGGCUGAAGAACGGGAGUAUUGGUUUGAAAAUUUUGAUGCCUCAGUCAAUCAAUGGAUCAAAGAUCUUUUGGCUUCAGGGCCUGAUUCUGGAAUCUUAGAUGCUCGCUUGUGUUUUGAGCCCGAAAAGGGCACAUUCCGCAACUCAGAACCUCGCGCUUUAAACUAUAACAAGAAGGUUCAAUUAUUUUACUUCAAAGAUUUGCGUCACAUGGAACGCAUUGGGCGUCUUAACAAAGGACACGUUGACUUGAGGAAGCGUUUUCUUGAAUCCUAUGGACCAGAAGGAGCAAUGGCUGGUGGAAAUAUUUGCUUAUGGGUGGAAACAACAGUUUUGAAAGCGGAUGAAGUUGAAUGCGAAUAUAUUGGCUGUGCUGAGGGUACUGGCUUCAUGAGGACCAUGGAAUGCUGA